AUGAGCUUCAUCAACGCUUGGCGCGAGCUUCGACAACGUUGGGAACGCUUGAGCUCGAAGCGCCAGCGGCGGCAGAAGCGCCAGCGGGAUGAGCCCGAGGAGGUGACCAAGCCUGCACCACCGCCGGGCAUCCGCCUUGCACAGCCACAGCUGGAGGCGGCCCUGGAAGCUGCGAAAACAGCGCAAGAAGACCUUGCACAAGGAGUUUGCGGCUCGAUCGAAAAGGCGCUGGCUGUGCAUCUGUCGCUGUGCCUGGGUUCCGCGGCGGGGCCUGUUCUCUCAGCCAUGACGCAAUCCCCGGAAGGUGUCAAAGCGCGCGAGACCAAGGUCAGGAUUCCGAAGACACCGGCAGGGCUGCGCGCCAUGCUCUAUGAUUUCCAAGGUCAGCAGAUGGGUUUGAAGCAGCUUGCGCUCUUGGUCCAUCCGGACAAAA
Symbiodinium necroappetens is the source of this 433-nucleotide messenger RNA. The record is from the annotation of a GenBank genome assembly. NCBI's taxonomy places the organism in Eukaryota, Dinophyceae, Suessiales, Symbiodiniaceae.